CAUCAUGGGUUUCUCACUGCGCUCUCUUAUCCUGCUAACCUGCAUUUCGACUUCAACUUCAGCAUCAGCUUUACCACCUUCAUCAUUAAAAGACUCUCUGACCUUCCCACCAAAUGCAAACCACGUCUUCAACGCUAUCCAGGACUCCAUGCGUCAAUGGGGCUCCUCUCUCCACCACAACGGCAUGUCCUUCUUCCUAGCCACCGUGCCUGCAGGAACCCAAUUCUACCAUGGCGACGCAUCGUCAGACCCAGUCACAGGCAGGGAAUGGCUGGCCUUUGAACCCGAGCAUGCAAUGGUAUUUGCCAGAUCUCAUCUUGGUCCUCCUCCUCCCCCGUCUGAUAAAGCAGAUGGUGAGAGGCAAAAGCCGCUAUCACCACCACCACCACCACCCAAAGACGACGGCAAUGACGAACCAGGCUGGCUGCACACAUACAUCGCGGCGAAGAAUCUCCGCCUCCUCUACGUAGACGGAAUGUCCGCCGCCAAAACGACAAACGGCACACUCGACCUCCAAGAUCUGGUUCUCUUCAACGGCACACUCGGUACCGAGAACCCGAUGCAGGAGCGGGCGCGCGCAGAUCUAUUCUGCAAGAUGGCGCGCGAGACGUGGGGCGAUCGUCUGGAUGGACUGCUUCGCAUGGAAGCCGGGUUCGAGAUUAUCCUCUGCUCGUUUGAGCGGGACUUGAAGGAAGUGCGCGUGACGCAGACGAAACGGCAGGAAAAGGGUAAAGGUAAAGGUGGAAAACCUGGAAUGCCAGGCGGAGACACCUGGAUCAAAGCCAUCACGGCACGAUACGGUGGCAUCGGUGGUGAUCGCGUGCGCAUCAACCAGGAGGACUUCGUCACGGCGUAUAACUACGGGCUAGAUCUGUUCCCAGGCAACGAGAGUAAACUCCCGCGACUCUCGCAUCUGCCACUGGAAUCCCUCCAACCCAUCCGCGCAGAUCUGCACAACCUCAUCAUGAACCACGACACAGCCGAACCGUCCUUCAACUGGCAAUCCAUCGCCGACAUGGUGGUUGAACGCUACGCCCACAGCCUCCACUACCUCAUCUCCCCCUCCAUCACGACAACCUCCCACCUCCACGCCGAACUCGAACGCCUCCUCGCCCCAUUCAUCGACUACAGCGCCCGCAAUGUAAUAGUCGAAGCAGACCGGUGCGCAAACCAAUUCAUACCCGCCCAAGCACCCACAGAAGGCACCGCCUCCCGUGCCGUGCAAUCCAUCGCACACACCAUCUGCCAGAGCCUACUUCGCGCGUGGGAAGAAACGGACUUUGAAGACGCCGUGGCAGGGCUGCGCAAUCUGGUGGAGUAUCUGUCGUGGUCGACGUGGAAGGAGUGUCGGGGGUGUGCAGAUAACGAGGUCUGUGUGAUUCCGAUCUGGCCGAUGGGGACGGUGGAGGAUUAUGAGAGUCCGAAGUGUAAGGAUGCGACGAAGCCGGAGGACGAUGGGACGAGGUAUUGGGGGGGCCAUGGGCCGCCGGGGAGUAAGCAUGGGCGACAUGGUGAUGGGAGGCCUUAUAAGACGAGGGAGGAGCUGUAAUGUAAGUAUUGUCAGUGCAUGUUAAUGGAUGGCAGAGUGGAUUAUUCUAACUAUAUUCAGUUGAAACUGUAAAGACAUCCAAUAUAUUUCUAUUAGACUAUUAAUAUUAAACCUCAGUCAUUACCAUUUAA
Aspergillus wentii DTO 134E9 is the source of this 1680-nucleotide messenger RNA. RefSeq lists its product as uncharacterized. The transcript has a single exon. NCBI's taxonomy places the organism in Eukaryota, Fungi, Ascomycota, Eurotiomycetes, Eurotiales, Aspergillaceae. The record is from RefSeq and is a predicted model, not a curated record. The coding region runs from base 5 to 1549 and encodes 514 amino acids.